AUGCCACCAAAGAAGCCUUCAACGCCGUUGCCCAAGGGCCAAGCGUCUCUCUCCAACUUCUUCGGAAGCAAAGCAACUGGCUCGAGCCCGGCUUCAUCUCAGGAGGCGCGUGCGAGCACACGCAACCCCACGGCCACUACGCCCACCAAGAAUGCAUCAGCCAGCAGCACUUCAUCCAAGUAUUUCGCCUCGAAAAACAGCACAGCAACCAAGGCUGAUCCGAUGGUCAUCGACGACUCGGACGACGACGACUUGGCUCUGAAGCCUCCUUCCAAACCAACGACCAAAGCGACUAACGGCAGCAUGGCUCGAACAAGUCCGAGGAAGUCGGCGGUCAAGCGCAAAACAUAUGACCAAGAUUCUGACGACGACUUUGUGGACAGCAAGAAGGGCAAGGCGGAGGAUGACGAGGAUGACGAGGAUGACUUUGCUCCAGCUCCCAAGAGGCCAGCUACCACUUCGUCGAAAGCCAAGGCGAGUGCUACCUCACAGCCUCCUCGCCGUGCUGCAGCGAAUGCCAAGCCCAUCAAGAUCGACGAUUCCGACGAUUCCGACGACUUUGAGGAUGCCCCACCACCGCCCAAGAAGGCAGCCGCCAGUAGUAGCAAGAAGGCUUCUCCAGCAAAGCCGCCCGCCAAGGCCGCUGCAAAACCAGCAGUAUCCAAGAAAGAAGACGACGACUUUGUGGAGCCUGCAGCACCUGCGCCGGCAGCUGGCAACAAGCCCAACUGGAGGGAGAUGGCUGCUAAGCGAGCUGCAGGUCCGUCCAAUCCUGGCUCCAAAGAGAUCCCUCAGGGUGCACCAAACUGCCUUGCCGGUCUCACUCUGGUGUUCACCGGCGAGCUUUCGUCCAUCAGCCGUGAUGAGGCCACCGAUCUGGCAAAGCGAUACGGCGCUCGAAUCACUGGCGCGCCCUCAUCCAAGACCUCGUACGUUGUGCUCGGAGAAGGAGCUGGACCCAAAAAGGUCGCUUCCAUCGAGAAGAACAAGAUCGCGACGCUCGACGAAGACGGCUUCCUCGACCUCAUCCGCACCCGAGGCGCCGGUGAGCUCGACGAAAAGACAAAGCAAAAGAUCAAGGCGGAAGAGGAAAAGAUUAAGGAGGUAGCUAGGAGCAUGGGUCCACCCAAGGACACCAGCGCAAAUCCAGUCGACAUGUCCAACAUGCUCUGGACCUCCAAAUACGCACCCACGCAGAUGAAGGACCUCGUCGGCAACAAGGCCGCGGUCGAAAAGCUCGCAGGCUGGCUCAAAGCGUGGCCCGACUCGUACCGGAGCAACUUCAAGAAGCCUGGCCCCACGGGCAUGAACGUCUACCGCGCCGUCCUCAUCUCCGGCCCUCCCGGUAUCGGCAAGACUACCUCCGCUCACCUCGUCGCCAAGAUGGAAGGCUACAUGCCACUCGAAUUCAACGCCUCGGACACACGAGGCAAGAAGGUUGUCGAAAACAUGCUCCAAGACACGAUCAACAACAAGUCGCUCGACAGCUGGUACACCAGUGUGACGCACUCUGCGCCGAGCGACAUGCCGCGCAUCCACGAACGCACGGUGCUCAUCAUGGACGAGGUGGACGGCAUGUCUGGCGGCGACCGCGGCGGUGUCGGUGCGAUCAACGCGUUGAUCAAGAAGACCAAAGUGCCCAUCAUCUGCAUCUGCAACGACCGCCGAAACCAAAAGAUGCGCCCGUUCGAGCACACGACGUACAAUCUGUCGUUCCGCAAACCCGAUGCCAACCAGGUCAAGUCGAGGAUGCUGUCCAUCGCGUUCAAGGAGAAGCUCAAAAUCCCCGGUGAAGUCAUGGCGCAACUCAUCGAGGCGGCGCAGUCUGAUAUUCGAUCGGUCAUCAACAUGCUCUCCACCUGGAAGCUCUCCAACGACACGAUGGACUUUGACGAAUCCAAACAGCUCGGAUUGGAAAACUCCAAACCGGGCCUGCACACCCCGUUCUCGCUCUACUCCGACCUGUCUUCGCCGGGCAUGUUCAACGCCACAUCCAGGAAGACGCUCAACGACAAGGCAGACUUGUACUUCCAAGAUCACAGCUUUGUGCCGCUGAUGGUUGCAGAGAACUACGUCAAGGCACGACCCGUUCUCGCCUCUCGCGAGAGCGGUCCUCGUCAACAGCUCAAGCAUCUGGAACUGCUGCGCAAGGCAGCCGCCAGCAUUUCCGACGGCGACGUGGUAGACCGCAUGAUCCACGGUUCGGAACAGCACUGGUCGCUCAUGCCGCUGCACGCCAUCGCCUCGUCGGUCCGACCGUGCAGCUACAUCUACGGCGGCACCGAGGGCGGCUUCCCCUCGUUCCCCGCGUGGCUCGGGCAAAACAGCAAGCAGCAGCGUCUCACGCGGGCGGUCGUUGAUCUCCAAGCAAAGAUGCGGCUGGUCUGCUCCGGAAGUCGACACGAUGUGCGACAGCACUACCUGCCUAGCCUGUGGGGGCGAUUGAUCCAACCGAUGGUGCAGAACGGCGCCGACGGGGUGGACGAAGUGAUCGAAAUCAUGGACGAAUACUACCUAGCCAUCGAGGAUCGGGAGAGCAUCCUGGAGCUCGGGCUGGAGCCGAACAACGCCGAAGCCGUACUCAAAAGCAUCCCUGCGCCCGUCAAGGCCGGGUUUACGAGGAAGUACAACGCGGGUAGUCACCCGAUCGCCUUCAACAAGGCGAGCGACGUCGGCGCCAAGAUGAAAAUCGCCAAGGCCGAAGUGCCCGAUUUGGAAGACGCGGUGGAGGAGGAGGUGGUGGAGGACGAUAAGGAGGAUGAGAAGGACGGGGACGAGGAUGAUUUGGCCAAGGACAAGUUGGUUAAGAAGCCCAAAGCGGGUGCUGGAGCGAAGGGAAAGGGAAAGGCGAAGGGGAAGAAGUGA
This is a messenger RNA of Kalmanozyma brasiliensis GHG001, 2865 nucleotides long. Its product is annotated as DNA replication factor RFC1, C-terminal. The record is from RefSeq and is a predicted model, not a curated record. Gene Ontology annotation, biological process: DNA repair; DNA replication. Gene Ontology annotation, molecular function: ATP hydrolysis activity; DNA clamp loader activity; DNA binding. The coding region runs from base 1 to 2865 and encodes 954 amino acids. The transcript has a single exon. Lineage: Eukaryota; Fungi; Basidiomycota; Ustilaginomycetes; Ustilaginales. Gene Ontology annotation, cellular component: DNA replication factor C complex; nucleus.